AUGACGAAUCGACGUUCUUUCGACGAAAUAAUGACAUAUUCGUGAUUAAUACAGUGCAAAUUUGGAUGUAUUGUCAUGUUAUUGUGGUUGAGUUAUCUGAAACAGUUGGAGUUGGCGAGUAGUGGCGCGGAAAUGCCGCCAGGUGGCGUUGCAAACGUCAAAACAAUGUGUGAGGACGAGGAAUGGGGAAACGAGAGCGAGGCAAUGCCGGGAGAACCUCGUACGCCGAGUUCAGGGGGCGAGAGAGCAGCGUCCAGCGGGGGUGCUUCGCCAGCUUCGGGUGGAUCUCCUGCAGCUUCUCCGCCACGAUUGCGGCUCAAUACGAGCCUUGCUACUGAUCCGGCGCUUGCGCCACAAGCGGCGCCAUUGAAACGUGAACCGCCUUCGCCGUCACCUCCACCACCACCUGUACCGCAAGCGAGAGACUAUCUCGCUUUAACAGCGAAUUUUCCCUCAUUAUUUCCUACUGGCCCUCCUGGGUAUAUGUGCAAACCAUGCGGCAUUCGUUAUUCUUCCCUGAGCACUUUACAAGCACAUCAGGAACAUUACUGUUCUAAUAGAAGACCUAAACCAGUUGAAGGGACUGAGGGAUCAACUGAUCCAGCCGCAGAUGAAUCUAGUAGUGAUGCAAAGACACCACGCCCACCAGGCACAAAAUUAUACGCCUGUACAUACUGUUCAUAUAGUGCGGAUAAAAAGGUCAGCCUCAACCGACAUAUGCGAAUGCAUUCAUCCUCCCCCGUUAGUAGUGGGACACCAGUACCGACGCCUACGCUAAAUGGCGAAAGUACCGACGGUCCACCUGUACAAGAUCGUUACUGCGCAGACUGCGAUAUACGCUUUAGUUCCAUAAAGACAUAUCGUGCUCAUAAAGCACAUUACUGUAGCACUAGACAAGUAGUGAAACAGGCUUUGGCAAUGACACGAGGUGGGUCAGCCACGUCAGGGUCAACUCCUCCAUCACCUGGAGCCACACCUCCAGCGCAGAAUCAGUACGCACUUGCUUUACCCACUAAUCCAAUUCUCAUAGUGCCGUAUUCAUUAUUACGAAGCGCGAGCACUCUCCCUGGAGCGACUUUACCUGAUCCCGAUACGCCCUGUUUUUUAUUGCCAAAUGGAACAUUUCAACCGCUUAGUCGAGCGUUGUCAAAUAUAAAUACAGAUGGUAAGGAAAACGAAGUAUUAAAGUCUGCAAAUAGGCCGCGUGAACCGUCAAGAGACGGCGCUACUCCAUUAGAUCUUAGUGUACGACGUUCUCCGGAGUCUGUGACAACUGACGAACAUGAAAAAGAAAAUAGAAUACGUUCAGCGACUCCUGAACAAAUAGUUUGUGCUCCAUCAUUACCAGGAUCACCAAGAACACCGUCACCGUCAAGACGGUCAUCAUCACCGAGUGUAGAAAGUUCGCCGAAAAGACGACGGCGUAACUCCAGAGACCCUACACCUAAACCACUAAAUGUGCCCUCACCUGCAGAAGAGAAGUUCACCCCAACAGUAACAGCGCCAAUUUUACCAGCGCUAGCAUUGCGAUUGGCAAGUGAUCUCCCGGUAACAACUGCCUCACCGCAAGUUAUAGUCAAACAGGGUGUAUCAAAGUGCAAAGAGUGUAAUAUAGUGUUUUGCAAAUAUGAAAAUUAUCGCAUACACAAACGGCAUUACUGUUCCUCUGGCGGAGGGGAGGAACGAUCGAGUCCGGCACCACCAGAACCUGGUCCGCCACCACAGUAUCGCCAAUUGAUCUGCUUAGCGUGUGGAAUACACUUUAGCUCACUGGAUAAUUUGACGACGCAUCAAUCUUAUUACUGCCCUAAAAGGGAAACUCGGUCGCCCCGGAGCAUUCCUGAAGCGCCGAGACCAGCGUCGGCGUCUGAAGGUGGAUGGAAGUGUCCUUGCUGUGAUGUGGUAUCGCCAACUGCUGCCGCAGCCCAGCGUCAUAUGGAGGCCCACGCUGGCGUGAAGGCCUUCCGCUGUACCAUUUGCCGAUAUAGAGGGAACACUCUUCGUGGAAUGCGGACGCACAUUCGCAUGCAUUUUAACAACAAAAAACCAGCCGAACUACAGGAGGAAAGCUACAUUGCGUGCGUUUUAGAAGAGGACAGUCGAGAGGCGACGUCGCCCAGCCCUGCCGCUGGCGGGGAACGCAUCCACCGUUGCGGAAGCUGCGCCUACACCUCCACUUACAGGGGCAACGUGGUCCGCCACGGGCGCCUCGUGCACGCCCUCGACGAGCCAGAACAAGAGGAGCAAACAUCGCCCAUCCCCGUCGACAUAAAGAAGGAGCCCGACGCAGAAAUGGAAGAGACGCCUAAUUACUGUAAAUCUUGUGACAUAUCAUUCAAAUAUGUGAACACGUAUAAAGCACACAAGCAAUUCUACUGCACGGCGAACAACCAAGAGGCCGCUGCGAACAAUAACGUGCCUCCACCACAGCCCACCAGAGUAACCAACUCACCGGUGGUGUGAAGUCCCAAGUGACGAUUCAAAAAGGAAAAGACAUUCGACCAGUCAAAAAGGAAAAGACUAAUUUUGACGUUCCGAACUCUUAGAGAUAUAGCAUUCUAUCGCUUCAGUUGCUUCCAGAGCAUUGUAAUUAUAAACUUAGAUUAAUAAAUGUAUCCUCUCAUUUUGGAUUAUUAAUCAAAUUAUGUGCAAUAAACGAUAAAAAAUUAUUACGAUACAUAUAUCGUACUUCAUAUCAAGCCAAAUUGACGUUUCAAAAUUUCAUUGUGAAUGAACGAAAGUGUUGAUAGAACGAAUGUGUCAAUCGAAUGAAUGAACGAGUUGAUAUAACUUGGCUAUACUUGUAUGCGAUCCCGUUUACUAUUACAAUUUUGUUACAAAACUUGUUGUGUAAAUUUACUAGUAGAUAUAAAAAGUUAACCUUUGUCUUUGUAUUAGUAAGUACCUAUACGUUAAAACUACCAAAUUGUAAAUAUAUGUAAAGAUAUUAUUACAUUGUAACUAAAUUUUAUUACCAUUUGAAUCGUUCUUAGUUUGUUGUUAAUUUUGUUUAAUAUUAAUUAUUAUUCAUAGGUGAAUUUUUACUAGGUACGUCUUGCAAAGCUGUACAAUGCUCAUUCCUGUAUCGAAGUUUUACCUGCCAGUGGUGUUUCGAUAUUUUUUUUUAAUUUCAGAGUAUUGUGAUUUUAAAAUAACUACACUUUAUUAAUCUGCAUCUAGGAAUUUCCUGACAUAAUAUGUUAUAAAUUCUAGCUAAUGAUUCGUAAAAGAAAGUACCUGUAUAACAAUCAGUCAAAAAACAUCUUUAAAUUUGCAUACUAUUUUUUUUUUAAUUCGUGUAACGGAAACCUAUUGCAAUAAACAUAGAUUAUAUAGUAAAUAUUUCGGAUUAAUAAAAAUAUAAUAUUAUAAAUAAAUGCCUAUAUUUAUUGCGACAUAAUUUGUGCCAGUUUCAUAUGUAGGCAUUAUUCCUAGACUUUGGAUUGGUAUACCCAUUCUAGUACAAUCUGUAAGUAUAGAGGUAUAAAAAAAUCCUUUUACAAUUGUAAAAUUGGCAAUUUUUUUUUAAACAUGGUAUUACUUUUUAAUGUGAUUAACAUGAUCCUGUGUUAUUUAUAUGAAACAGCUAUUGUGAUAAUACAAAUAUAGCUUGAGCUGAAGCAAAUUACAAGAUAAUAUUAAUGGAAAUAUAUGAAUUCACGUUUUAUUGAGAAUAUUUCUAUAUUGUACUUAUUAUAAAUCCCACAUAUUUAAGUAUGUACCGCCACUUUUAUUAAUGACAAUAUUUCUUGUAUAUUUAAUACAGGUCUCAGAAUAGAUUUACUUUAAAUAUAUCCGUAUGAAAACUGUUAAUAAGAAAUAUCUUUGCAUUAUUAUAUAUAUUUUCCCCAAAAGUAUCACCGAUUGGUAUCGGAUAUUCGGAUUUAAUUAAUAAAAUAAUGCUGUUUAAUAUAAUAUCAAAAUAUGUACCAUGUUUUGUCUAUGCCAAAGCAUUGUUAGUGUAAUCGUAAUUUGCAUUUAUAGGUAUCUCACUAACUUUAAUUAUAGAAUUAAGUGAAUACAAGACUUAUUCCGUAGAUUACCUACGUAUAAUACGAUUUGUGUAUUCAUUUGUGUUUGUCUGUCUUUGGAAUGAGUCUCGAAUUUCCGUAACGAAAGUGCAAAUGGAAAUUAUAAUGUUGAUCUUCCAACUAACCACUGUGACGUUUUUAUUACACGUAAGUACAGGUAUGUGCAAGUGUUUGUGAUAAAAUUUAUGUAAACUAGUUAACACUUUUAUUCACACCUGUACAUACCAUAGAAACGUA
Messenger RNA from Achroia grisella, 4268 nucleotides. It is a transcript of the gene ush, whose product is annotated as zinc finger protein ush. The record is from RefSeq and is a predicted model, not a curated record. Gene Ontology annotation, molecular function: RNA polymerase II-specific DNA-binding transcription factor binding. Gene Ontology annotation, cellular component: nucleus. Gene Ontology annotation, biological process: cell differentiation; positive regulation of transcription by RNA polymerase II; negative regulation of transcription by RNA polymerase II. The transcript has 3 exons. Bases 76 to 2463 code for a protein of 795 amino acids. Lineage: Eukaryota; Metazoa; Arthropoda; Insecta; Lepidoptera; Pyralidae.